UCUGGGCUGAGGCUCCCAGUGAGGGAGGCAGGCACACUGACCGAGAAAACUCGACUUAAGUCAUGGCGGAGAACAACACUAAUCUGUUUCUGGAAAUACUUCAGUCUUUUGAUGCUGUUCCUCUGAUCAUAGCGUUCUGUGUGUCCAUGGCGGUGGGUCUGGUCUUGGGGGCCCUGGUCUAUGUGAUCCUGACCUGGAUGUCCCGUCGCAGAGCAGGCUCUGCCAGCAUCACCCGCCGCCCCCCUCGCCAUUCUCGCAGCUCUCCUCGCACCCGACCAGGCUUCAACCGUAACAACAGCUAUGACCGACGCAGCAACAACAAUUUGCUGAGUGCUGCUUUCACCUUCCAACGGCAGCCGUCCUCCCCAGAUUCGGUUGACCCACUGGGACACAAAUCCAGUUUUAGGGCAUCGACCUUCCACCCUCUGCUCCAGUGCAGCCAAAUUGCAAGAGAGGCUGAGGAGGGGAGCCAGACUACAUUACCACGAACACCGACUCUGAGCACUGCAUCUGGAUCUGCUCAGACAUCAGGCCAGGCAGCUGCCACCCCUCCUAGACCAGAGUCAUUUUGGGGAAACGCUGGUCUGAGGGGUUUUCAUGCUACACAGACCCCACCUCCAGCUUAUGAGAGCAUUAUCAGAGCUUAUCAGGAAACACGCACCUGAGGAGCGACACCACCAGGUUUACAUGAACAGAACGAAACCUAUUUACAAAAGAUACUGAACUAAAUGUGUCCUGACCUAUUUGUCCAGGGGGAGCUUAAAUGUGUACCAGUGUUUUUGACAAAAAACAUUCUCUAGAUGGUGAAAAAUGAUAACAAAGCCUGCAACUAAUGUUUAUCUUCAAUGUUGAUUAGUUUCUUGAUUAAUCAGUUAGUCGUGUGGUUUACAUAAUGUCAGAAAAUGGUGAAAAAAAAGUCAAUCAGUAUCUCUCAUCUACAUGAUGGCCUCAAAGGUCAAGCAUGGCAUUAUUAAUUAUAAUAUGCUGAGUUUACUGAUAGACAAGUAAAGAAACCAGAAAAUAUGAACAUUUCAAGCAGUUGCUGAUUAAAUGUCUAGCAGGAUUUAAGAGGGUUUAAUUGCAGAAGUGGAUAAUAAUAUUCAGAACUGUGCAUGAUCACCUGAUCAUAAGAAUCACUGUGUUUUCAUUACCCUAGAAUGGGCCUUUUAUAUCUACAGAGGCAGCAGGAUGAAUGCUUCUACAGAGAUUCUACAAUGGCUCAGAAACGGUUUCCUCCUCUUCAUUUUACUUGUUUAUAACAGGCUGCAAGCAGUGUUAAUGUGUAUUACUAUCACUUACUAUGUUGGACCAGAGUCAUCAAUUUAAUUAAAAAGCCUAGAAUACACAAACAAAGGCUGGCUUUAAUGGCCUGUAACAUUUUUUGUAGACACCAUAGAAAGAGAGUAGGGUAUCAGAUAGUAUCCAACUACAACUUUACCGUUACAUUUAGCUAAAUAUCACACACUAAACCUUUAAUUUGGCAGCAAACAACUUAUCAACAAAGUGAAUAAUCACUGGAGCUCUAAAAACAACACAAAACCUAACAAUCAUCUGGAAGUCUUUGUUUUCUAUAUAUGUAUAGUGUGGACAUGAACAUACUAAUCACGCCAUCCACCACACAAUAUUGAUUUAAGAAUUAAAAAAGUAAUGUUGCAAAGGCUGCUUAAGAACAAAGAAAACAUAUCAAUCAGAUGUCUGCAUGAAGCAGCAUCUGACAACGCGUGCAAGAAACUACAGAUUUAUUGUGUUAGCUAAGGGUAUAUGUGCAUAUGUGCCAGGCCAACAUUUCAUGCUUCUUCCUGGCUGAUUACCUAAUGCAAAUAUAGAAAAAAAAAAAAAAAAAAAGAGAGAGAAUGAUUUUGUAUUUGGAGCCUAAAGAGGGACAAGUUUUGAGUAUGAUUUUUAAAAAAUGGAUUUCUAGACAUCUAUGCAAAAUACUGGUGGAGGCAGCUUUAACUCAAAUAAUGCCUUAUUAGCUGUCUCAUAAGAAGAUGUUUUCAAAGAACUGUGAUUGGGUGUGCGGCAUUCGUCAUCGUUUACAAAGUGUGUCUGAGACUGUUUGCAUCUUUCAUGUGUACUGGUGCAACAAGGGGACAGAAACAAGGGGCAUUAUAGUCAGAGGUUUUGUUGUUUGUUUGUUUGUUUGUUUGUUUUUACUGUAUUAGGCAUAUUAUGUCUGGAGAUGCAGUUUAUAAGUUAAUAAAAUAAAAGCAUGACAAAUGA
Molecule: messenger RNA, 2223 nt
Organism: Sphaeramia orbicularis (orbiculate cardinalfish)
Lineage: Eukaryota; Metazoa; Chordata; Actinopteri; Kurtiformes; Apogonidae
Gene: myct1a
Product: myc target 1a
Exons: 3
Coding region: 63-665 (200 amino acids)
Cellular component (GO): nucleoplasm
Source: RefSeq, a predicted model, not a curated record